Anopheles funestus (African malaria mosquito) is the source of this 1498-nucleotide messenger RNA. RefSeq lists its product as uncharacterized. The transcript has 3 exons. The record is from RefSeq and is a predicted model, not a curated record. The coding region runs from base 592 to 1359 and encodes 255 amino acids. Lineage: Eukaryota; Metazoa; Arthropoda; Insecta; Diptera; Culicidae.
CAUCAACAAUAGUAAUAGACGCGGAAUCGUAGCAACCGGUUUAACUUGCGUCGGGCGCUCUAGGAAGCCAAGUUUCAAUCUCCUAAUUCCGCGUUUCGCAACACGGGAAAACCAAGGCAGUGAAUGCAUUCGGUGACAUUUAAUUCACGAUUCGUCAAUUAACGCAGCAAUGUGAAACAAAACUCCCAAGCUGCCACAAAGUACAAGAAAGAUGGUGUAAAUAAGAAGCUGCCACACAUCGCGAAAAGCAAACAAUAUCAAGCAACGGAAAGUAAAAGUUGUACCACAAAAAGCUUACAGAGGCUGUUUCAACCUUUUCUCCACGGCAUAGUGCACACAACACUGGGCAAGAUUCGUUGGGCAAGCAAACAGCUACAACAAUAAAACACCGAAACGGAAAAGAUCAGAUCGACAACACCGAUGCACACGCCCGAGAAGUGGAGUCGAUGACCUUGGAGUCAGUGAGCUGAGGAGUAGUUGUCUCAGAAGCUGUGGAAAAAGCAUUUGAAGUUCUGCAAGAAUUCCAUUCUUUGGUUACUUCAGUACCUGACAAAGGGUAAGAUUGGUGGACGGUAUUGCCUCAUUGAAAGUAUGUCUGCCACCACACAAAUCAGUGGAGCAGUAAGUCAGCUUCCAAUAUCGGAACGAAAGCCGGACUAUUUCAUCGGUGCUACCGGACGUCCCGUUUUAACAUCGCAUUUCUCCACGAUGCAUCGAACGGAUCGUUUAAAUGGAGCCAAAUCAGACAAUGUUGUUACAAACAGCAAGCUGAACAAAUGCUUGUACAAUCUCACGGUACGGAAUGGUGGAGGAUUUCCCACCGGUAAUAACGAUCGUCACGGAUCCAUCGUCGUUAGCAGCAGGAGAGUUAGUAAUAAAACUGAAAAUGAUAUAACAACGAUACCCAAGUACAGCAGCACUGGAGGUCGCUGUAGUGUAGCGCCUCCACACAUUUCGGGAGCAACUCGUGCGACUGAUAUCGGACGGAGCUCGAUUGGAUCAACCAGCGGGUGGUGCUCGCCGGGUAGCGCUCAUCAAAAAUCCGGUUCAUUCGGUGCUGCACACUGUGGGCCGCAGACAGAUCGAAGUCGAUCUGUAACGUCACCGACUUCUUCACGGUUGCUUACCGCUCGGUACAGUGUACAGCAGUAUCGGCCAACUACUACCAGCUCAACAAGAUCCGGUGUGGGACCUCCAGAAGUCAGCGCGAGUUCGCUCGUUCUACAGCAACAGUGCAGAUAUUCCAAUCAUCACAAAAUGCUGGACAAUCGGUUGACCAAUCAGCGAAGCUACGAUCGUAACAUCUUUGGGUACGAUCAGCGAAUGGAUCAGUUCGUGCUACCACCAUUGCAAAUCUAAGGCGUGAAACUUAAUGAUUGAUAUCCAAUUCUUCCUACAACUAUUUUAUAAGACUAGUUUUAUAAUCCCUUUCUACAGAUCCGCAGUAUCUUGUAGAGUAAAACAAUGUUAAUAAAAUGACAUUAAAAAAACAACAAAA